Heterobasidion irregulare TC 32-1 is the source of this 1536-nucleotide messenger RNA. RefSeq lists its product as uncharacterized. The coding region runs from base 1 to 1536 and encodes 511 amino acids. The record is from RefSeq and is a predicted model, not a curated record. Lineage: Eukaryota; Fungi; Basidiomycota; Agaricomycetes; Russulales; Bondarzewiaceae. The transcript has 2 exons.
AUGCCCCAAUUAUUUCCCUCCAGUUCUCCCUCCAAAGUUGACAUCGAGCACGUCCCCGUCAGGGGAGGCCAGUGUGUGCGCCGCUCGAGCACAGAUGGCAAACCACCUUCGCCCUCUCCUGCUGAGCACCACUAUGCCGGCCCUUCCCGAGUCAAUUGGCUGCCCUGUGAACCUGGAGCCUCUUCCCGAAGCCUCCAUUCACCACAGCGUCGACUGAGCAUGCACGCACACCCGCUAGGGCGUUCUGCCUCUUCGCCGACGCUUCCGUUAUGGCCAGCCGCCCCUAGGAUCUACAGUCAUCCGUCCAUGUCCAGUCAUCGCUCUCUGCAGCUUGAUAGGCUCUACGCGGAGCGCCCCGUGGAGUCGGAGGACAGUCUGGCGCUCCUCCACCUACAGCCUCUGUCCCCGAUAAUUGAGCAAACGCAAUUAGGUGGAUCACGGAGGACAAGGAAAGCCUCGUCCGUGAACGAGUCUCCGUUGACGCCUGAGACACCGGCGUCCCUCGAUCACGGAGAUCACGGGUCCACCUAUUCUGCAUUUCUGAAACGACCUCUGAAACGCUCAGUCUCGCAAGCGUCUUCUAGUUCUCUGCGGACAGUGGUGACUACCACAGUACCGACACUCCCUCCUCUCGAUCUUCGCCCGCCAUUUGUGGCCACGCACCGGGCCGGCCCACAGCUGUUCUCGACCGUCUACGAGGAUGCCGCGUCAGAACGCACAGGCAGCUUUGUCACUGCCCGCUCCAUCGCCGGCUCAGACCACGACCCGGAUCCUCACCUCGACCCGGGACCCGAACGAGACCUCGAGGCGCAAAUGGACAACCUAGACAUCACCUUCGUGGAACCGCCAUCGAAUGAUGCAGAUGCAACUUUCGUCGACACCGUUCCGUCUUCUUCACAUUCACCUGAUCGACAGCUCGAUCCUUCACGCCCACGCAGCCCACCUUCCGUAUCUUCCUCUUUCCUAUCACGCCGCUGGCGCAAGGGCCUAUCCUUCGGCAGCACGCGACCCUCCUUCACCUCACUCCUGCCCUCCAAAGAAGACCUGCCUCCCCUUCCUGCCCUGUUGUUCUGGGUAGGCUUUGUAGCACCGUGGUGCUGGCUUAUUGGUGGAUGGCUCGUUGGUGAGGGGAGAGGCGUAGACACGGAGGGAAAGGGGCCGAUCAUCCCUUUCUGGGUGGUACAUAAAGCUGAUGAUAAAAUCAAGCCCGAAGCUGGGGGAAGCGAAAAAGGGAAGACAAGGGAAACAGUGAUCCCAAAGCAGGUUGAGGAGACUUCCCGGCUGACGACGCAGGCAGGCAGUGGUGCACAGCAGAGGGUCGACAGCACAGGCCCGCCUCGCAGGUCACUGUGGAGAAGACUGAGCUGUGCUCUUGCCACAGACGAACUGGAUUCAGGCGAUGAGAAGAUGGUCGUGCGGACAAAGCGUGGUGAAGAGGUCUGGGUCGUGCGCUGUCGUCUUGCCGCAGCAGUGAGCGGCAUGCUUUUGGUGGUCGCUUUUGUCGUGGCCUUGAUCGUUGUCGGUCGGGGAUCCUGA